Plasmodium cynomolgi strain B is the source of this 899-nucleotide messenger RNA. RefSeq names its product enhancer of rudimentary domain containing protein. The coding region runs from base 257 to 574 and encodes 105 amino acids. The transcript has 3 exons. Lineage: Eukaryota; Apicomplexa; Aconoidasida; Haemosporida; Plasmodiidae. The record is from RefSeq and is a predicted model, not a curated record.
GACGUUUUCCCUUUCGAUAGAGCAACUUUUUUUUUUUUUUACCAUUAAAGAGGGACAAAAAAGGAACAAAGCAGUAUAUGAAAGAAAAAGGAAUCCCCCCAAAAAGGAAAAAUAGCGAAAAAACGAAAUUAUAGAAAAGCUUACAAAAUUUUAAAACAGAAUAAGGAAGAGAAAAAAAAAAAAAAAAAAAAAUUUAAGUGUACCCUUUGGCAUAAUAGCUACAUUUUUUACAAUUAAAAAAAAGAGAUAAAGGAAAAUGAGUUCCAACUAUAGUGAUGUUGUGCUCCUGGUUCAGUUUUCAAGGAAAAUAGAAAGUAGAACAUUCGUUGAAUACAAUUCGUUGAAGUUGGCCCUAAAUGGAAUUUGCCAAUUAUACGAACAGGCCAUAAAAGAGAAUGACCCCACCGUGCAAAGAAUAACAUAUAACAUGAACGAUUUGUUUUUGUACAUUGACAACAUACAAAAGAUGACCUUGAUGCUAUUCCAUCAACCCUCGUGGACUUACAAACCGCAUGACAAGAAAUGGAUAAAACAAAAGCUGGUUGAGCAUAUAAAGGAUCAAAUAGGGCAAUAAAAUGUGCCUCCACGUGUGUGUAAAGUAGGGCGGAAGAUGGUUCACCUUGUGACGCGACUGUUCUGCGGUUCCACCGGUGUGAUGAUCCCCAGCUCGAUGAUGCACAUUUUGCUGCCAGACCUCGAUUCGCCAAUCAAAACGGAAGAGAAAAAAAAAAAAAAAAGAGGGAAAGAAAUUUAACAGUUCAAACAAUUUUUGCACUCCCUGGUCGUUCCUUUGUUUAUAAUUUAUUCCCCAGUAAAUACCCUCUGUACUUUUCCAGUGCAUUUUUGUAGUCUUCAUCCAGUUUAUUCUUCAGUUGCUCUUUCCGUUCAUUUGUCUAUUC